Haplochromis burtoni (Burton's mouthbrooder) is the source of this 1251-nucleotide messenger RNA. RefSeq names its product tetraspanin 9b (gene tspan9b). The record is from RefSeq and is a predicted model, not a curated record. Gene Ontology annotation, cellular component: membrane. The coding region runs from base 116 to 823 and encodes 235 amino acids. The transcript has 9 exons. Lineage: Eukaryota; Metazoa; Chordata; Actinopteri; Cichliformes; Cichlidae.
GAGUGGACCUGGGAGAGGCCUGAGUGAGUGAGUGAGUGAAUUAAUGACAGAACGGAAACAGAAGGAAGCUCGAGUCCUCUGAAGCAGGCGGUCGACGUGAAUCGAGGGAAAAACCAUGGCUGUUAACAAGUGUGUCAAAUACCUUCUCUUCUUCUUCAACCUUCUUUUUUGGCUGAGCGGUUGCCUCAUCCUGGCCGUCUCCAUCUACCUGAGAGUCAGCAAGGGUGGAAACCAGAUCACCGAUCAGUACUUCCCUGCAGUCAACCUGAUGAUUGCCAUCGGCACGAUCAUCAUGGUUCUCGGCUUCCUGGGCUGCUGUGGAGCCUACAGAGAGAGCCGCUGCAUGCUGCUGCUGUUCUUCAUCUUCCUUCUCAUCAUCUUCAUCCUCCUGGUGGCAGCAGGCAUCGCAGGAGCUGUGAGCCAGAAUAAGAUGGAAGACUGGGUGAACAAGCAGUUGAAAGAUAUGUUGCCACUUUCAAAACAACCUGACACGGUGAAAAGUGACCUGAAGAAUCUGCAGAAAGAUUUCAAGUGUUGUGGUCUUGUGAACGGAAAGACAGACUGGUCCCCAGAUCCAUUCCCAGAAUCCUGUCGCUGCAACAUCACCAAUAGUCCCACCCCUGUCCCCGGUGCUGAGUGUGGCUCAGAAGGUUACUACAGCACGCCCUGCUCCACCCGAAUCAUCAACCUGAUGAAGGAGAAUAUGGUGAUAGUGCUGGGAAUUGCCUUCGGCAUCGCCGUCCUGCUGAUUUUUGGCUUGGCUUUCUCCAUGGCUCUCUACUGUCAGAUCAGCAAGAAGGACGGACCUACCACCAACGCCUGAGGCACCAUCAUCUCUGCCCAAAUGUAACCGCAAUAUAUCCUCUGCUAAUCUAACUCAUCCUGUGCUUUCACUGUGAAGAAGCACACUGAGAUUAAAGUCUCUUAUACACUAGUAUGGAGUCCCAAUGGUUACCAAAAAAUACACUCUAUAUAAUCUGUAUUUUGUGUAAAAGGCAUUAUGUUACCUGAAACAAUAAAAUAGUUUGUGUCUGAGAAGCGGGCAGCUUUAAAAAUUACCCAGUAAAUGCAAAGUAAAUAACUGUAAUAUAAUUCAAUUGUGUUGAUUUAGCCUUUAACUGUUAUGAGUAUGUUGGUUAUGAUUUGAUUGUGUAUUUGACAAUGUACGGAAGCCAAUUUAAGCCAAAAAUAUUCAGUCAAUAGCCAAGUUGGUGCACAAAAUAAAAAUUAGUUUCUCAUGUUCUCUUAAAA